This is a messenger RNA of Seriola aureovittata, 3709 nucleotides long. RefSeq names its product interleukin 20 receptor, alpha (gene il20ra). Bases 291 to 2276 code for a protein of 661 amino acids. The record is from RefSeq and is a predicted model, not a curated record. Gene Ontology annotation, molecular function: protein binding. Lineage: Eukaryota; Metazoa; Chordata; Actinopteri; Carangiformes; Carangidae. The transcript is spliced from 7 exons.
AGUGAGGUCACAUUCCUUCCUCAUGACGGAAACCUGAGGCACGGGAAUUGUUACACUAAACAGAAAAUCAUCGACGGUUUACCGGUUAGUUGGUCACAGAUCUCGGACAUAAACCUUUUUUUUUUUUUUUAACUUUCUCCUUCCUUUCCAUUUCUUUAAUCGUGUGGAGAAACAUCUCGCUGCGGACAGGUGGAGAUUACUGCCGAAGGAGACGUUGUCCGGCCGGUUGAGUGGCUGCGGAGCUACCGCAGGCGGAAAAUGUUGUGAAGACAUGACCGCUCCGUACAGAGAUGUGGAUAGUGUUCAUUUUUCUGAACCUGGGGGUUCUUCACCGCACAGUCUCCUCCUCUCCUCCCAGCCCCAUCAACGUCAACUUCUCCUCAGUGAAUCUCAUGAAUGUAGUGCAGUGGUCACCAGGAAAUGGCACACCUGUAGACACACACUUUACAGUGCAGUAUGCAAUCUACGGGCAUAGCGUGAAAGGAAGUAAAGGAAAACGGGUGCACUGGAGGGCGGUGCACCAGUGCACUGAUAUAGUGCGGAGAUGGUGCGAUCUGAGCAGUGAGACUUGGGAUCAGGAGCAGGGAUACUACGCCAGAGUUCGUGCUGUGGGCAGGAAAGGAUCUUCCAAAUGGACCUUGACAGAGAGGAGAUUCGAUCCGAAGACGGACACUAGUUUUGGUCCACCGCUGGUUACUGUGGAAGUAGAGGACAAUAAUGCCAUCAUCACUCUGAAGGGACCUGUGAGAUAUCAGCCUAACAACCACACCCCAGUCAUUCCCAUGGCAACAUUAUACCCCCAAAUGACUUACAGCCUCUUCAUCCACAAUUCCCAUCGUGACCAGACGCAUCAUUUCCCAGUGGUCUCUAGUCCAUACAAGUAUCAGCGGAUGGCGCAUGAAACAGAGUACUGCUUCCGUGCCAAGGCAAGUUUGGUCUCCAUGCCCAUCCUAUGCCAAUCCUCCGCAUGGCACUGCAUAACCACGCCUAAAGACCCCGUGACUGAGCAGCUGCAGCGGGCGGUUUGGGGUAUUGUUGUUCCAUCUUUGUGCAUAUGUGUGCUCGUAGUGGUUGGCUACUUUCUCCGUAACUACCUGAUGGGGAAAGGACAGGAGAGCCCACAUACACUGAAACAACCUUCUUUUCACCUUACUCCUCUGACUUUCCCUCCUGAGAAGCUCAACCUCAUCCUCAUCAGUGUCAUCGAAAACAAGCCACCAUCAGGCAUUGGCACCGCCAUAUCAGACCCUGCAUGCCCCAAGAAACACAUCACAUGUCCCCCUCCAAGAUAUUCCCCCCAGAGGCCUGAAACACCCACAGAGCCUGAUGAUUUGUCCGUCGACUACGGGCUUGUUGGGAUAGCUCCUAAAAUCAAUGACGGAGGAGAAGAUUGGAAUAAUCUGAACGGUAAAGGCCAGAAAUGCAAAGCAGAAAACAGUUAUGAGAAGAAAGAAUUAAUAGUUGAGGUUGGUCACCCUGCUGGAGUUGACUCUCCUGAUGCAAGGUCCUACCUCUCGCAGAAGUCAACCCACACACGCAUGCAAACACACAUGCCGAUACACUCACAGGCACAUGCGCAGACAGAGGUGAGCACACUUGUACAGGCGCAGGCGUGGGCAUCAGUUUUGGUGAACCAAAUUAAGGGAUCGUUACUUUCUUAUCAGGGAGCAACGAAGGGAGAGGUGAGCAGAGAGGAGGACAGAGAGUGCCCAGGUUUAUUUCUUACCAAAAAACCCCAAACUGACAUCUGUGUUCCUUUAACAAAUCUACAAACAAAUGAGAAGGUAGGAAUGGGGGAGAGGGAUGGAAAGAUAGAUGGAAUUGAGGAGGAAGGAAGCGAGAGUGAGAAAGUAGCCCUCAUGUCUGCUUAUGCCUCCCAGAACAUCAACAACAUCCCCAACUCCCACAAAGACCAAUCAGUUUUGUUACCAAAUGACUAUGGUGUUGUCCUGAAUCUAGCUACAGCAAAUGGUAUAGAAGACGAUGAAGAUGAGGACAACGGAAGUAUUUGUAUUAAUUGGGAUCCUGAAACAAAGAAACUACUGCUGCCAGAGAUGGCGAUGAAGUUCAACAAGGAGGGAGCCAUGGGUGGGUUGAAGCAGGGACAGGAAGGGAGUAAAUACAAGAUGGCAGGAGAGGAGGAGAAAGUGAAUGCCCUGAAGAGCGAGUUGAAGUUGGAAAAUGUAUUUGUCAGACAGGGGUCUGAGGAGGAGGAGGCGAGGCACUUAGAGAGAUGGAGACGGGAGAAACAGGGUCGGAGACGGAUGAUACUUUGACCAAAUGGGAUUUGGUGAUUUCACUGGACCAAUAGAUGAUAUUCAUCAACACAUUUACCCCGAUAUUAUAAAACAAUGCUCUUCUUCCUCACUUAUCCACUUGAAUUUCAUAUCAUGAAAGAUAUGAAUUUCAUUAAGAAUAAAAAUAAUUAAAAAUAUGAUUAUAUUAUACUAUGUUGGGGGUACAUUUUAAAUACCCCCAAUAAUUUGUGAUAAUAUCAAAUUCUUAGGAGCACUUAGUACUGUAGUAGGGUUACUUUUAUAUCUCUGAAUGUUGCUGCUUUAUUAUCACAAACCACACUAAUCAUUAUGAAGUAAUCACACUAUUAUCACCUCAAUUUUUGGGAAACUAUUAUUUGUAUUCUUAUUUGUAUAAUUAUUAAUAUAUUACUAUUUUGUCUUUGUAUUCUUCUGUGUUUUAAAUUCUGUGCAACAUAAACACGUUCACCCACGGUCACGAAACUUCAGAGCACUAAUGGACUGUUCUGGACCAGUGACGUGGUCUGACACGUACAUGGUUCUCUAAAACCAGCGUCCAUACAUUUUUGACAGUAUUCCUCAUUUUCUCAGUAGUGUCAGUUCUGUGCUGAUUCACAAUCACAGAAUCGUAUGAAGGAAAUUCUGAUGGUCAGAGACAAAGUAAGUUUUUCUUUAUGUUUACUGUGUUGAUUCAGUAUAUGAUGAAGACAGAACUAUAUCACUUUCCUCUUUAUUUGUUUAUCUCUCUUGAAUUAAUUAGGAAGCUACCUGGCCCACAGUAUGUGUCAAACUUCUCUCAAUCAGUCAAUGUUAUUUUAUUUCAUUAUCUUUGGUUCCUACUCUGAACUUUGCGAACAUAUUCCUGUUCAGAAGUGUGCCAAGAUAUUUGAUGCUGCCUCACCUACAAUUUAUCAGAAUUCAUUAUUUGCUAUUAUCACCUCUGCACACCAUCAAGAAUAUUAAGUGAUUAACACAGUAAAUACUGUCACUUCAGCUUGGUACCUCUGUUAUUCAGAAGAAUGCCGCACAAAUAAUGUUUCACCACGUAACAAAGAAAGAAAUACUUAUGGUCUCUUGUUAAUUUUGUUCCUCUUUCUACAUCUCUUUGUUCGUAGUUCUGCCUACAUGACUGCAUGACAACUCAAAAUGAUGUGUGAAGGAUUCUGUAAACAUACAUGCUGUAUUCUAACACUGUCCAGUUAUCAGCAUUGUGCUGUCUCAUAGUCUCAUAUGGAAACUACCGUAAAAUCUCUUCCUGUGCACUGGUAACCUGCAAGUAUCCAGAGCCACAGGAAGGGGAAAUCUGACACACACCUUAUCUGCAAUGUAAGUUUGAUGACAUGCAUGAUGUUGUAUUUUGUUAAAAUGGUUUUACUAUGGGAAAUAAAUCAGUAAUAUGUUUUUUCAUAAUUUUGUAUGUCACAAGACCGAAUAAAGUCAACUUGUUUCAUCUA